Molecule: messenger RNA, 2214 nt
Organism: Aspergillus tanneri
Lineage: Eukaryota; Fungi; Ascomycota; Eurotiomycetes; Eurotiales; Aspergillaceae
Product: putative AAA family ATPase GCN20
Exons: 8
Coding region: 1-2214 (737 amino acids)
Molecular function (GO): ATP hydrolysis activity; ATP binding
Source: RefSeq, a predicted model, not a curated record
AUGGAGGCGGAACUUCAAUCCCAAAUUCCAGGCCUUGACCAUGUGAUCUCAGAAUAUUCUGUGGGAUACCUGACUCACGCCUCAAAAGCUUAUGUCGAGGAUGCUAAUGCUCCUUCGCCAUUGUCAGAAGCUGCUGACAUAGUUACCGAGCUUCUGGUUUCGGCAUCUGGAGACUUUUCACCUCAGAAUGAAAAUUUCAUUCGGAGUUUGAUUGAGAAGUUCAUCUCGUUAUUGAGCGCUUCUGAUGAUGUUAAUGCUGAGCAGAGGCAGAUGCCUUUUACUGCCAAGAAGCUAGACCAGACAAUUAAUGUCGGCUCCCAGAGGAAUAUGUCCUCAACCCUAGGACUUGCUGGAGGUAACGUGGAUUUGGAAUCUGCCAACUCUAGAAAGGUAGAGUCCCGGGUAGACCGCAAGAAGCUCGAAAAAGCGGAACAGAAGAUUCGUGCCAAGCAGGAGAAGAAACAAAUGAAGACAGUGCAUUACGAAGCAUCACGUCUUUUGAAUCAACCAGAUAGCACCAUGUCCUAUGAAGAGUUUUUCAUGGCUGUCAAUCCCCUCCAACUGGGGUCGGACUCGCAAUCUAAAAGCAAGGAUAUCAAGAUUGACAGCAUCGAUAUUUCGGUCGGUGGUCACCGCAUUUUAACUGAUGCCUCUCUUACCCUGGCUUAUGGCCGUCGGUAUGGCCUUGUGGGCCAAAACGGUAUCGGAAAAAGUACUCUUUUGCGCGCGUUGAGCCGCAGAGAAGUUGCAAUUCCUAGCCACAUUUCAAUCCUCCAUGUUGAGCAAGAAAUUACGGGCGAUGAUACACCUGCCCUCCAAGCAGUGUUGGAUGCCGAUGUGUGGCGCAAACGUCUUCUAGUGGAGCAGGACAAAAUCUCCACACAACUGGCUGCUAUUGAGGCUGAAAGAUCUUCGAUGGCAGAUACUUCGAAAGAUGCGGCCAGGCUCGAUCAUGAGAGGGAGGGCCUUGAUAUCACAUUGAACGAUAUCCAUGCAAAACUUACAGAGAUGGAGUCAGACAAAGCCGAGUCUCGUGCAGCAAGUAUAUUGGCGGGUCUUGGUUUCUCACCUGAAAGGCAGAAGUUUGCAACAAGAACUUUCUCCGGUGGUUGGCGAAUGAGAUUAGCCCUGGCAAGAGCCCUAUUCUGUGAACCAGACUUACUUCUGCUAGAUGAACCCUCGAACAUGUUGGACGUUCCGUCUAUCACAUUCUUGUCUAAUUAUCUCCAGACUUAUCCCAGUACUGUGUUGGUGGUUUCGCACGAUCGAGCUUUUUUGAACGAGGUUGCCACAGAUAUUAUGCACCAACACUCUGAGAGACUUGACUAUUAUAAGGGUGCUAAUUUUGAUUCCUUUUAUGCAACCAAAGAGGAGCGUAAAAAGAAUGCUAAGCCGUUUAUUGAUAAGUUUCGGUAUAAUGCAGCCAAGUCAUCCGAGGCACAGUCAAGGAUUAAAAAGUUGGAGAAAAUGCCCGUUUUGGAGCCCCCAGAGAGCGAUUAUGUUGUGCAUUUUAAAUUUCCCGAUGUCGAGAAACUGUCUCCUCCAAUUGUGCAGAUGUCAGAAGUCGCCUUUGGCUAUACCAAAGAUCGCCCUCUGCUUAAAAAUGUUGACCUUGACGUUCAACUUGAUUCGCGCAUAGGGAUUGUUGGUCCAAAUGGCGCUGGUAAAACAACCGUUUUGAAACUGCUAACUGGUCAGCUUCAGCCAUCCUCUGGGUUUAUCUCGCAACAUGCUAGGCUGCGAGUUGGGUUCUUUGCUCAACAUCAUGUGGAUGCAUUGGAUCUUACUACCAGUGCCGUGAGCUUCAUGGCAAAGACAUACCCUGGAAAGACGGAUGAAGAAUAUCGCAGGCACCUAGGAGCGUUUGGUAUUACUGGUAUGACGGGCCUCCAGCGGAUGGAACUCUUGUCCGGAGGUCAAAAGUCUCGUGUCGCUUUUGCCUGCUUAUCGUUGACAAACCCACAUAUUCUUGUUCUCGAUGAACCGUCCAACCAUCUUGACAUCGAAGGUAUGGAUGCGUUGUCUGAAGCACUACAGAAUUUCGAAGGAGGUGUCGUGAUGGUAUCACAUGAUGUUACGAUGCUGCAGAAUGUCUGUACCCACCUCUGGGUCUGUGACAAGGGUACAGUGCAUAAAUUUGAUGGCACUGUUAAUGCCUAUAAGAAGAUGAUUAGUGCACAAGCAAAUGAGGCUGGAGUUGCUGUGGCUCACUAG